Striga asiatica is the source of this 1657-nucleotide messenger RNA. The record is from the annotation of a GenBank genome assembly. NCBI's taxonomy places the organism in Eukaryota, Viridiplantae, Streptophyta, Magnoliopsida, Lamiales, Orobanchaceae.
AUGAGGAUGAAAUAGUGAAAUGAAUAAAAUAACAUCCGCGUUAUUCCCGAAAUCUUCUUUUUCGGCGGUGGCGAUUGGCCGCCGCCACCUCUUCUCCGGGUCCAUCUUCCCUACUUCUCACGUUCACGGUCGAUAUACCAGUAGAAUUAGCUUUUACAGAAAACCCAUUCAUGUGGCGAUGGCUUCCAUAUCUACAGAGGCAGAAGAAAAGCAAAAGCCUUGGCUAAUUGUCGGCCUCGGCAAUCCCGGAAAGCGAUACGCCGGCACACGCCACAACGUCGGCUUUGAAUUGAUUGAUUAUAUAGCUGAGGAGGAGGGAAUUGCAAUGAGCACCGUCUCCUUCAAAUCUACCUUUGGAAAAGGUUUUAUUGGAGAUGUUCCUGUUAUGCUUGCUAAACCGCAGACUUUCAUGAAUGCUAGUGGUGAGUCUGUUGGUGCUAUUGUUUCAUACUAUAAGAUCCCAUUGAAUCAAGUUCUUGUGAUGUUCGACGAUAUGGAUCUUCCUUUUGCGAAGUUGAGAUUAUUACCGAAAGGUGGACAUGGAGGGCAUAAUGGUCGGGACUUUCCUCGCUUGCGAAUAGGUAUCGGAAGACCUCCGGGGAAAAUGGACCCCAUAAACUUUGUUAUGCGGCCGUUUAACAAGGACGAACGCGAAGAGUUGGAUUUUACCUUCCAAACCGGAUUGGAAGCAGUUCGGAUGCUCAUGACAAACGAUUUCAACAAAAGUGCAACUUUUGUGAACAGCACAAAAAAUCGCAUGGAACAAGUAUAACUAGUAAUAUUAACUUCUUCACUACCAUUCAUUGGUGAAAUUUCACAUCUUUCACCUUUUUCUCAUUGGGAAAGCUUAUGAAGCAUAUUGUUUUGGAAAGUUGCUUGGGUCUCGUCUUUAAUUAUUCAGCAGCAUGUUCGUGACAACACGAUGUUUUGGAGGGGCUAGAUAUUGUGAAGCAGAAUUGCAGGAUUUUUCCUAGAGCAUUUUCUUUUUUCUUCACUGCCAUUAUCAAUCAACGGUGUGCCACUCAUAUGGGUGGCAUGUACUAAACCACCAUCAACUAUAUCAUUCUCUAUGCUUAUUUAUCAGAUUCAGUUCACGGUGAUAGAAUAAAAAUUCCAGUCACAAGCAACUUCUGGAACAAAAAGGAGAAAUGUUCGGAAGCACCAACUUUUGUCUUUGUGUUACUAAAAUGCCGCCCUUGCAUUACACGACCAAAAAAGCAACCGAUAAUUACAGCCAACAGGCGGUAUAUCGGUUUUCACAAAUGCAACUGCAAUGUUGGCUAAUGGUUAGACAACUACUUUUUCUUACGAAAAAUGCGUACUUAUCCUAUGAAAUAUUAUACGUUUGUUUGUGUUGUAUCCUAAAGUAUGAUAUUUGAACGUGAAAGUAUGUACAUAUGUGAAAGAGUGGCCUCACAGAAGAUUCGGAAAGGGAAAGGUGUGUUUUUGCAAAUCUUCCAACAAAUCAUACUUAUCCCACCCUUAUUCUCACAUUUAAACUGUCCAUUACCCUUAAAUUCCUUACAGUUUUACCAGAGAAUUCAGAUUCUAAAAUGCAUCAUAUAACUGAAAAAAAAUAAAACGAAAACCAAAAUUAAUUUGAGAGAAGAAUAGGAAGAAGAGAAAAUGCAUACCUUCUGCAGAACUCUGAUGUGUA